UUGCCUUAAUCUUAUUGUUAUUUUAGUACCCGUAGUGCAUUCAGUCGGUCGCCUGUUUUCUGUGAGUUUAGUUUCCUAAUUUCGUCGUACUGCGUCGGUGCGGCGCCACUGGAGUAGUGUUGUUGUUUUGCGCGGGAACUAGUUGGGUUUAUAAGACAACGUGUGUUGAACUAUUUUGACUCAUCCGUUGUGAACAUCUAGGGAGCAACCAUGUAUAGGUCAGUAGCAGUGUUCAUUUGCAUGAGCUUCGUCUCCGCAGCCCCACAAGACUCUAGCGACUUCAACUACGUAAAUCCUUCAUCGGAACCACGCCAAAUACAGUUUGAUUUACCCAACGAAUCUCUAGAAGUCUCUACAACAAGCAGAGAUAAUCUAUAUAAAGAAUUCACAAAUACAGAAACCACUGGUAUAGAUUCAAAAGAAAUUAAUAAUGCUCAGUCUACUGAUAAUCAACAGUAUACUAAAAUCAGUACUCCAUACUUAACAACAGUGGAGACUACAGAUAAAAUAUACGCACCAGAAAUCAGUUCAACAACUGAGGUCCCGCCAAAAAAGUUACCUUCGCAGAGGUUCAUCUCGAAGUUGGGUUAUUUCAAGAACUCUGAAAAAUUCGGAGCCUCCGGACAAAUAAAUUUUAUAGAGAGAACAGGCAAAAGGAAAUUCAAGUCCCGUUGUCGAUGCGAGAAAAUUACUAAUUGUCCAAAAUUACAAAUUACGGUUCCUAGGUGCCCUGAAGAGUACUUUUUAUGCUGUUUUUGAAAUCAUGUGUAAACUGUAAAGUAUGGUUGAAUUAUUGUUGUGUCGUAUAUUUAUUUAAGUAUUCAACUAACGCUAAUGACUCAGAUAAAGAGAGAUGAUGGCAUUUUGCGUACAAAACACUAAAAUCGUGUUUAUAUUUAUUAUUCAACAAUAUAAUAAAACGGGAUGAAGUGCCCAUUUAAUAAAACAACUUAUGAACAGUUUUAAGUAGUGGAAUUUCUAAAAUGAUAAAACAUGAAUGGAUCCGAAAAAAAUAAAAGUUGUUUUAUUAAGGGUAUACCAAUAGUACCUGUACCAAUAUUGAAU
Messenger RNA from Diatraea saccharalis (sugarcane borer), 1065 nucleotides. The record is from the annotation of a GenBank genome assembly. Lineage: Eukaryota; Metazoa; Arthropoda; Insecta; Lepidoptera; Crambidae.